GUACAGUAGGUGGCAGUGCAGCAUCUGAAAAUAGUUAAAACCACUAAACCAGCAGCCACAGAGGAACAGCAGCAGCUCCCUGUUGCUCUCUGGACCAAAAUAGACGGUUGAAGGCUGAACAGCAGCUGACAUCAACUAGAAAUGGCUGCCACAGGAGUUCUUCCCUUCAUCAGGGGGGUGGACCUCAGUGGAAACGACUUUAAAGGUGGAUAUUUCCCAGAGCACGUCAAGUGUAUGAGCAGUCUGCGAUGGCUCAAACUGAACAGGACUGGUCUGUGUUACCUUCCAGAGGAGCUGGCCUCUCUGCAGAAGCUGGAGCAUCUUUCAGUGAGUCACAACAACCUGACCACUUUACAUGGGGAGCUGUCCAGUUUACCAAACUUACGGGCAGUGGUAGCCAGAGCUAACAACCUGAAAAACUCAGGAGUUCCCGAUGACAUCUUUCAGCUGGAUGAUCUUUCUGUGCUGGACCUGAGUUACAACCAGCUGACAGAAAUCCCCAGAGACCUGGAGAACAGCAGGAACAUGCUGGUGCUGAACCUGAGCCACAACAGUAUCGACUCAAUCCCCAACCAACUGUUCAUCAACCUGACGGACUUGCUGUAUCUGGACCUAAGCGACAACAAGCUGGACAGUCUGCCACCGCAGAUGAGACGCCUGGUGCAUCUCCAGACUCUCAUACUGAACAACAACCCGUUGAUGCAUGCCCAGCUGCGACAACUUCCAGCUAUGGUGGCUCUACAGACUCUGCACCUGAGGAACACUCAGAGGACCCAAAGUAACAUGCCCACCAGCCUAGAGGGACUGACACAGUUGACAGACGUUGACCUCUCCUGUAACGACCUAACGCGGGUUCCAGAGUGUCUUUAUUCACUGGGAAGUCUGAAGAGACUAAACCUGAGCAGUAAUCAAAUCUCUGAGCUCUCGCUUUGCAUUGACCAGUGGAGUCAGUUGGAGACGCUGAACAUGAGCCGCAACCAGCUCACAUCGUUGCCUUCUGCCAUCUGUAAACUAUCCAAACUAAAGAAACUGUAUUUGAACUCCAACAAACUGGACUUUGAUGGAGUUCCACCUGGUGUGGGCAAACUCUCCAGCCUCACUGAGUUCAUGGCUGCCAACAACAACCUGGAGCUCAUCCCUGAGGGUCUCUGCAGGUGUGGAAAGCUGAAGAAGCUGGUAUUAAACAAAAACCGACUGGUGACACUGCCUGAAGCUAUUCAUUACUUGACUGAUUUGGAGAUGCUGGAUGUGCGCGAGAACCCCAACCUGGUGAUGCCUCCUAAACCUGUAGACAGAUCGUCAGAGUGGUACAACAUCGACUUCUCCCUUCAGAACCAGCUCCGAUUGGCUGGAGCCUCACCUGCUACCGUGGCUGCAGCUGGAGGAGGAACCAGCCACAAAGAUCACCUGGCCAGGAAGAUGAGGCUGAGGCGGAGGAAGGAUUGUUCUCAGGACGAUCAGGCCAAGCAGGUGUUGAAGGGCAUGAGUGACGUUGCACAGGAGAAGAAGAACAUGGAGGAGAAUGGAGACUUGAAGUACGGUGAUGUGAAGACCCAACGCUGGGACAAGAGUCUAGAGAAGCCACCACUGGACUACUCUGAGUUCUUCUUAGAAGAUGUUGGACAGAUUCCAGGUGUAUCAGUUUGGCAGAUGGAGAACUUUCUUCCUGUCCAAGUUGAUGAAACGUUUCACGGGAAAUUUUACGAGGCCGACUGUUACAUUGUUCUCAAGACCUUCCUGGAUGAUAACGGAGCACUCAGCUGGCAGAUCUUUUACUGGAUUGGCCAGGAAGCCACGCUGGAUAAGAAGGCUAGCGCCGCCAUCCACGCUGUCAACCUGAGAAACUGCCUCGGAGCGGAGUGCAGGACGAUAAGGGAAGAGAUGGGAGAUGAGAGCGAAGAGUUCAGCGCUGUGUUUAACAAUGAGAUCUCCUACAUCGAGGGAGGCACAGCCAGUGGAUUCUACACUGUGGAAGACAACAACUAUGCCAUCAAGUUCUACAGAGUGUAUGGCAAGAAAAACAUCCGACUGGAGUCAGUGCAUGUGAAGGCCUCCUCCCUCGACCCUCGUUUCAUCUUCUUGUUGGACACGGGUCUAGAGAUAUUCAUCUGGAGAGGAGCCAAUGCUACACUCAGUGGCACCACAAAAGCCAGGUUAUUUGCAGAAAAGAUAAAUAAGAAUGAGCGUAAAGGUAAGGCAGAGAUCAUCACACUCAGGCAGAACCAGGAGCCUCCAGUGUUCUGGGAGAUGCUGGGGGGUCAACCUGAGGAGAUCAAGGUCCAUGUUCCUGAUAACUUCUCUCCCAUCAGACCAAAGCUGUACAAGGUGGGUUUGGGUCUGGGGUACUUGGAGUUGCCCCAGGUGAACUACAAGCUGUCAGUUGAGCACAAAGACCACAAGGUGAAACUUGACACUCUGCCAGAACUGAGACUGCUGCAGUCUCUGCUCGACACAAAGUGUGUUUACAUCCUGGACUGCUGGUCUGACGUCUUCAUAUGGAUUGGGAGGAAGUCUCCACGUCUGGUCCGAGCCGCCGCCUUGAAAUUGGGUCAGGAGAUCUGCUCCAUGCUGCACCGGCCCAAACAUGCCUGUGUCACCCGCAACCUGGAGGGCACCGAGUGUCAGGUGUUCAAGUCAAAGUUUAAAAACUGGGACGACGUGUUGAAGGUGGACUACACCAGAGCAGCAGAGACGGUGCAGCAGAAGGACACCCUGCAGGGCAAAGUGAAGAAGGACGCGGAGCAGAAAGACCAGAUGAAAGCCGACCUCACUGCUCUCUUCCUCCCCAGGCAGCCGGCCAUGCCUCUGACAGAGGCUGAGCAGCUGAUGGAGGAGUGGAACGAAGACCUGGACGGUAUGGAAGGGUUCGUGUUGGAGGGGAAGAAGUUUGCUCGUCUGCCCGAGGAGGAGUUUGGACAUUUUUACACACAGGACUGCUACGUCUUCCUGUGCAGGUACUGGGUGCCUGUGGAGUACGAAGAGGAUGAGAAAGAGAAGAAAGAAGGAGAGAAUGGUGCUGGUGAAAGAGGAAAAGGAGGUGGAGGAGAGGAGGAUGAAGAGGACAAACAGCCAGAAGAAGACUUCCAGUGUGUGGUGUACUUCUGGCAGGGCAGGCAGGCCUCCAACAUGGGCUGGCUCACCUUCACCUUCUCCCUGCAGAAGAAGUUUGAAAGCCUGUUCCCAGGAAAACUGAAGGUGGUGCGUAUGACACAGCAGCAGGAAAACCUGAAGUUCUUGUCCCAUUUCAAGAGGAGGUUCAUCAUCCACAAAGGGAAGAGGAAACAGAAGACAGACUCCGCUCAGCCCUCGCUCUACCACAUUCGCACCAACGGCAGCGCUCUUUGCACCAGGACAAUCCAGAUUGGUACAGACUCAAGCAACCUCAACUCAGAAUUCUGCUUCAUACUCAAGGUACCGUUUGAAAGCACAGAUAAUCAGGGCAUCGUCUACACGUGGGUGGGCAGAGCAGGCGACCCCGAUGAGGCCAAACUGGCAGAAGAUAUUAUGAACAGCAUGUUUGACGACACCUACAGCAAACAGGUAAUAAAUGAAGGCGAGGAGCCAGAGAACUUCUUCUGGGUCGGUAUUGGUUCUCAAAAAACGUACGAUGAAGAUGCAGAUUAUAUGAAACAUGCUCGUCUCUUUAGGUGUUCCAAUGAGAAAGGUUAUUUCUCCGUGUCAGAGAAAUGCUCAGACUUCUGUCAGGAUGACCUGGCUGAUGAUGACAUCAUGUUACUGGACAAUGGCAAAGAGGUGUACAUGUGGGUGGGUACUCAGACCAGCCAGGUGGAGAUCAAACUGAGUCUGAAAGCAUGUCAGGUUUACAUUCAGCACAUGCGCUCCAAAGAGGCCGAACAUCCCAGGAAGCUCAGACUGGUGCGAAAGGGAAACGAGCCACACUGCUUCAUCCGCUGCUUCCACGCCUGGGGCGCCUUCAAAACCCCACCUGCCUAGACAAACUAUGUAAACUGCACACCCGCAAGCUCCAAACUACUCCCACCCAACGUCCUCGCUGCCACGAACAUUUUCUACCCAGUCUCUAUUUUUGCUGUUAUAAUGCUGAUGUCUCUGCCUUUAUAGAUAAAUAUAAAUACACACAUAAGCCAACCAUACAUGCUGCUCUUCAUCGGAUAAAACCCAGGUUUUAGUUCAGCACUGCAAUCGCAAACAAGGACACUAGGUGUCUACAAGCUUUCAUGAGCACUGUGUCUAAGAAAAAGGAGAAUCAUGUUUUGAGUGGAAAUACAUCGAAGAUGUACUAAGGCUUUAUUAAAACUCAAAGGGAGAUACAAGGCCGAGCUUAUCGGUCUCUUUUUUGUUUUUGCUUACGCGUGCACUCUGCUGCCGGAUCAAAUAGUAUUAUAAGAAAGGCCGUACAUAAGAAAUGGUAAAAGCCAUGCAGUUGUUUCAAAGAUGCCUAUUUUAUUUUCACUAAAUAGUAAAUUAUAAAAUAGACAGUUUUUUAAAGAUUAGUUGGAAAUAAUAAUAAUUGGACUUUGUUCUAUCAACUUUCAUUUCAAAUAAACUUUCUUAGGAUCAUAUUGAAGUAAUAAUAAUGGCAGUAAUGACUUCCAGGUUAGAUGUGACACUUCCCGAUCUACAGUGUGUCCACUUCUUAUUUACGGUCUAUUAUGAAAAGUCGCUCCCCUGAGCUCAGUGCCAUUUUUGCAUCUCAGUUUUGUUUUUACCACCAAUUAAAACAUUGAAAACAGAAAUUAAAGCAAUAUUUGAGUGUGUACGUAUCUACUGUGUGGACUGAACGGUACAGUAUGUGUGUUUACCCCCCCCCACCCCCGACUCAGAAGGGAUCUGCCCCACAGUCCGAAAGAUAUAUAUUAUUUCACAGUUUGAGUUAACAAAUAAUUCUAUUGAUCUUUUCUGCAGGUUUAUCUUCAUUUUCUCCAGAUUUUAAGAGUUUACAUUAAUUUGUCCAAAGAAAUACUAGGAUUAGAUUCUGAGACAGAGCCCUGUUGAAUGUUUAAAGACGGAUGUUUGAAUGUGCAAUCAGCUGAGCCUGGGAGAUCCUGAAAACUAAAGAGCUGCUCUAUGACACAGGAUGCUUCCCCCUUAUCACAAAUUUCAGUUUUGUGUUUUGUUAAAGUAAAUGCAUGAUGUUAAUAUUUCAGGUUAAGUUUUGAAUGUCUAAGUCAGACGUGAUGUCAACCACGUAGUAAAGGCAUUUUUGAUUUUAGGAUUAAAAAUAAUUGCAUAUUGUUAUGGGAGAUUUAUGUGCAAAUUUCAGAGACAUAUCUUGACCUGCCGCUCAGUGAUGAGAUUUAACUGUUGCAUCUACACUUAGCACCUAACUGCUGCAACUGAAUUCAUGUGAGCGCUCAGUUUUUAGGAUAUUUGAUCAAAUGCAAAGCUUGUAUUGAUUGUUCCCCCCUCCCAAAAUGGCUGCAACUUUCUAUUUACUCUCUAUUUUCUUGUUUGUCUAUACUUUCGUUUUUAGGGUUGAACUGUAAACAUGAGUGUUCCGCUCAUGCUGAUGCCACAUGCAGAUGCUUUAUUUAUGUAUUUUAUAUAAAAAAAAUAAAUUCUCAUGUCACAUAUUAA
Messenger RNA from Cynoglossus semilaevis (tongue sole), 5556 nucleotides. RefSeq names its product FLII actin remodeling protein (gene flii). Bases 142 to 3954 code for a protein of 1270 amino acids. Gene Ontology annotation, molecular function: phosphatidylinositol-4,5-bisphosphate binding; actin filament binding. The transcript is spliced from 31 exons. Gene Ontology annotation, biological process: actin filament severing; barbed-end actin filament capping; myofibril assembly. Gene Ontology annotation, cellular component: cytoplasm; nucleus; actin cytoskeleton. NCBI's taxonomy places the organism in Eukaryota, Metazoa, Chordata, Actinopteri, Pleuronectiformes, Cynoglossidae. The record is from RefSeq and is a predicted model, not a curated record.